Musca domestica (house fly) is the source of this 2338-nucleotide messenger RNA. RefSeq lists its product as uncharacterized. Lineage: Eukaryota; Metazoa; Arthropoda; Insecta; Diptera; Muscidae. Bases 1659 to 2291 code for a protein of 210 amino acids. The record is from RefSeq and is a predicted model, not a curated record. The transcript has 2 exons.
AUAGCAUCACAUUUUAGAAUAAGUUUAGAUUUGUUCGAGUUGGUCACCUUUGGCACGAAUUAUGGCCUUCAAACGGCCAAUGAAACCAUCACACGCUGCCCGAAUGUUGCGGUAUUUUGGCCCAUUCCCGGCGAAGCGCUUGCUUGAGGUGAUCGACACAUUGGUAUUUUUUAGUGCCAACCUUGGUUUCCAAAAUACUCCAGACACAAUAGUCCAACGGAUUGGUAUCCGGAAAUUUUGGUGGUCAUUGUGCGCUGGAAACAAAGCGAGGUACCUCAUUUCGUAACCAUUCUUGGGUGGCGCGUGCUGAGUGCGAUGGUGCUGAGUAGUUCGUCCUAUUGGAAUAUCCAAGGUCUGCGGCCAAAAUGUUUGCGUGCCCAAGGCUCCAGAAUAUUUUCGCUAUAAUAUUCUGAAGUUUGUCUUGCAGUUUUUUUCAUCUCACCCUGUAUAUUUCAUAGAAUGAAUUUUCCAAAUUGAAUAUUUUAUUAAAUUCUAAUUUAUUUAAAUUCUAGUUUAUUAAAUAUGAAUAGUAUUAUCAAAUUCUAAAUUCAAAUGGCCUUUGCAGCUGUAAUAUUAAAUAGCUCCAAAUUUUAUUAAAUUCAUUACAAAAAUGACAACUUAUUUAGCCACAAAUCCUCUCGAGAGACAAAAUAAAUUUAUUAAAUAUUUAAUUAAUUUAUUGCCAUUGCAUUUAAAUGGCAUUUUCAUUUUACAGUUAAUCCCCUUAAAAAUAAUCCCAAAAAAUAAUAAAAGAAAAUAUUUCAAAAACAAAUAAACAUUUAUAAUUGUUAUCUCUGUGUGUAUGUGUGUGCGUGUGUGGAAAAUCAUACAACCGCACUCUGCUCAUUACAAAUUGAAAACCCAAAGCAAAUUUACGAACAUUUACAAAUUACAGUGACUAUACGAGAAUUGAUGAAAAAAUAAACAAAAACUGGUAUCUGUUUUUUUUGUGCAACUAAAGUGCUUCAAAUAUACACAUACAUACAAAUAUUAAAUAAGAUAAAACCACAACUACAAAUAAAAAUAAAAAUAAUAAUAAUAAUACGCUUCUUCCAUAUGGCAAUAUACCAAUAAAAAAAAACAACAAAAAUUACAACCUGCAACUCUUUAUUUGAAAAGGCAUACAAAUAAAUAUCAAAUAUUAAAACAGCAGCAACACUCCGACACAAUUUUCAAAUUCCACAUAUCAAUGCCAAAGCAGUGAAAUAGCAUUGAUAUCCUCCUGCCUGCAGAAACGCCCAAAAUAAAACACCGAAAGCCGAAGGAUAAACACAAAGUGGUGCCAGCCAGCCAGCCGCAAGAUAAACGAAGCUUCCAUUUGAAACAACUACAAAUAUUGUUAGAAAUUGAUAGAAAAAUAAAUAAAAAAAAUAGUUACUAUUUUGAUGCAGAUAGUUAAGGGUAUUUAAAACUCCAAAAACAACAACAGAAACAUCAAAAGCUACAUAACACUGAAACCUCCGUGGACCGUAAAAGGAUUGUUAUAAAAGGAAACUAUUUUUGUGACAUUUUAUUAUUCCAAAGAAAAGAAAAAAAAAAAUAGCAAAACCCCCUCAGAAAAUAACUCAUAUAAAUAAUCCCGCCCUAAAACCAACAACAAUUGUUAUAAAAUAUAAACAGAAAAAAGUCAAAUUAAAUAUUUUAUUGUUAUUACAUAAAUGUUACACUAUCAGCAAAACGCCGAUUACCCACAAAUUUUACCACAAGAACAUUCUUCGCCGCCGUCGUCGACAACAACGACAACAACGACAACGACGACACAGUCAACGCUGCCAACUAAAGAACAAGUGGAGCAGCAGCAGCAUCCGUCGCCGACGAAGAAAACCACAGCCGUUCUACGAGUCUAUUAUCGGCGUCUCAAUCAAAAAGACGGCACCGAUUCAGAAAAUACUGGACCCCAAACCAUUUCGGCCAAAAUGAAAACCCUGGCACCGAACAUACGCCGGCGUCGCCGUUGCGAUCGACACCAUCUGGAGUUGUAUCAUGGCACGGAGCACAAACAUGGCAGCGGCUCGUCGCCCACAACCGAAGUACCGCCAAAAUCGAAAUCGGCCUCAACAUCGCCUAUCAAUGAUUUUGGCAUACCCGCACCGCCCAUAACACCGCCACCGGCAUUUCUGCCCGAGGGCUAUCGACGUUCAACGACACCCAACAAGAGUGCUGCAGUCAAGAGGUCUUUAGGUAAGUCUCUUUUGGGUAAAGAUGUUAAAAUGGAUAUUGAAAAAAGAAAGUACACAACCUCCGUAAGUAGUUAUUUGCUCACCGGCUUACAACAACAAAAUUUGGGUUGAUGUUUUUAAUAUCCUCCUCAAUUCAUUCACCCUCCUUUUCCAAUUAA